GAUUAACAUAAAAGGGGUGCUUUUUGUUAUUUGUUAUACGCUGUCCGAUUUGUUAAACUCCUCGCCUUUUUAUGUUGCUUUUUGUCUGCUGGCCGAUGUUCAAUAAAGUUUUAUGGAACGUAGGCGGAACCUCUGAUAGAUGGCGCGUUUCAGUCGGACUACAAUCGACAACGCACUGAUAUCUGACGGUAUCAAGUAGAAGUGUCUCCUUGGCUAAUAACACGAGCGUGUCAGGAAAUCUUCAUACUGCAGCAUUUCAGUCGUGUAGCUGUGUGUUAGCAUGGAGGCUAGCGGGGAUGUUAGCAUUACUUCAGAGGAACAACGUCGUCUGAGUCCAGAGGAAGAGCUAGAGCUGGAGUUAGCUAAGAUGACAGUGACAGAGCUGCUGCAGAACGUUCAAGCUGUGCAGACAGAAAACAUGACACGUGACUCGGGCAUCAACACGGAGGCAGACUGGGAGAGCCAGGUGGUGGCGAUGUAUGAAUAUAGCACCACCCUGUCAGAGCAAUAUGAUGGUCUAAUGAGAAAGCAGAGUGAGGAGGAGACGGUGCAAGAGAAACACAAACAACUACUGCAGAAGAAGAAGGAGGAGGCCACCCGCCAGCACCAGGCUCUUUUGGACAAACUGGAGUCUCUGCAAGUCAAACUGCAGCUGAACAAUUCCAAGGCAGCAAGGAAGAAUUUCUUAAUGAAAAAACAAGAGAUGACCUCGGAGAAGAACCGAGCAGAGGAGGAGAAAAAUAGGCUGACAAAUGAGCUGGUGGAGAGUGAGAGGAAGCUGACGACGCUCACGGAGGAGCAAAGGGAGGAGCAGCGGAGGUGGCAGGAAGAGCUGCUGGAGCUGAGAAAGGAGAUGGAACGUGUGAGGAAAGAAGUGCGAGAGGCCGAGCGGUUAGCCUUACAGGAAGAGACUGUUGCAGUUGAAAAGCAGAGGGACGUCGCCAUGACUCGCAUCGAGGCCUGGAACAGAGAGCUGAGUCAGUACCUGAAUAUGCUGCGGGUGGAGCUUCCUCAGGACUAUCCUCAUGAGAGGCUGAAGUGGGAGAAGAAGGAGGCCGUGGUCCGGAGGAACCAGGCUGAGCUCCAGGGCCGUUUUCAGGAGGUUCUGCUACAGCUCCAGCAGGGUCGAGAGUUAGGAUCUCUCCCCAGGAUCAACUUGCCAUCUCUUCCACAGAUCCCCACGGCUGACCUCAGAUUCAAUCAGAUGAUGCAGUCACUGGUUCAGUUUGGGGCCCCCCUUUCUCCUCCCAACCUAGUGGUGCGGCCCUACCCUCCACCAGGACACCCACAUUACUACCAGGACCAGUACCGACCACCAUACCACCAGCGCUACCCACACCCACGACACCACCCACCUCCGGAACAUUAUUUUCAACCCCCACCACAGCACCAGGAUUCUCAUCAGUUUCCACCUCUGCAGAAGCCUUACCCUCAGUUCCCACCCCCCAUCAGAGCUCCACUUAGGGUGACACCCCCUCCCAGUCUCUCACCGUCUCCUCUUGUUCAACCUAUCCACCCUGUUGUUCCUUCCCCACCUCCCCCCUCUGCCCCCACUGGCAAACUAGACAAGAUCCUGGAGAAGCUUGGGGCUCGUUUCCCACAGUGCAACAGGGCUCAGCUGACUCAGCUGCUCCAGCAGGUGAAAAGCUCCCGCGGCACCUUAGCUGGCAUGUCCUUGGAGGAGGUCAUGGAGCAAAUCAGCCUCAAACUGACACAGAAUGAGAGGCUGACCCCGGGGCCCAUCGGGCGGCCAGUGGUUCCAAUCCAGAGGCCUUUGCCUUCCCCGCAGAGAGCCCAGGCAGCAGCACCAAGUGGAGGUCAGGCUUAUGGGGCCCGUAAACUCUGCCUCAUGUGCCAGAACACUGUGGACCCAGAGAGCCGCCACCCACUGAGCUGCACCCACACCAUCCACAAAGACUGUAUCAGGAUGUGGCUGCAGUCCAGCAAGAACAACUCUUGUCCCUUCUGUCCAUCAAAAUGACAUUAGACAAUAAGCAGGCAUUCUGCUAAUGCUAGCACAGUGACACGUUAAUGAUAGUAGUGAUCAACUUGUUAACGUGCUUAUGUUGGGACUACAACACAUUGAUGUAAAGACUAGGGAUGGGACGUUACGAUAUCACAAACUCAACUAUCUACAUGACAGUCCAUGACUCCAGUACUGUCAUUUUAGACCAUUUAUGAAUUGUGAAGCUGUUAACGACACAUAUGUUAAGUCAUUUCAAAGACAAUUCUCCAACAGUGUAACAAAUUUUGUUCUCCCAAAAAAGAAAAAAAGAAACAGCCCGAAAAUGAUUCAGCUAAAAUGCUUUUGCUGAUUUUUGUUUACAUUUGUCAUUUGUGUCCGAUAUAACCCAGUGAUUUUGACCAGCAUCAGACUGACACAGAUACUGACGAUACAGAUUCCCUGAGUUAUAGAAACAUGUGCUGUCUUAUUAUUAGUUUCCAUCCGCUCUGAAAUAAAGUUUGAUUUAUGCAAUACAAAAAUA
Messenger RNA from Solea solea (common sole), 2486 nucleotides. RefSeq names its product ring finger protein 214 (gene rnf214). The transcript is spliced from 6 exons. NCBI's taxonomy places the organism in Eukaryota, Metazoa, Chordata, Actinopteri, Pleuronectiformes, Soleidae. Bases 281 to 1981 code for a protein of 566 amino acids. The record is from RefSeq and is a predicted model, not a curated record. Gene Ontology annotation, molecular function: ubiquitin-protein transferase activity.